AUGAGUCCUCCUGUCGCCGCUACCGAAUACCCUUACUCAGGCGACUUGCAUUCCAAUUCAUUCGACGGAGACAAAUUAUCAUUGUGCUCAUCAGAUCAUCAUGUUCCACCUUUCCUACCAACGGCUGGUCUUUAUCCUUCACCAUACCGAGUCUCGACGGCAGCAGCCUUUGCCGAUAUAAAUCGAGCUCUGGACGUCCGAUCGUUGAGAAAUUCUGUACAUGCCACUUUUGAGGCCGGCCAGACGCCUCUUUCGCUUUCAUCGCAUAGAACGAAUUCAAGUUCCUCAAGAAAUCAAGCUCCUCUGCCAGACCACAUGGGCAGGAUACGUUCUUAUUCACGCCCCGAUUAUCCAAGAAGGGUGACGAGCUCUGAGACAGAGUCAGAACAGUUAUUUGAUGAUGACAACAGCACCAAGUGUGCAGCACGAAUCCGUCGAACAGUAUGCGUGGUGCCGGGUGGGGAUACUGCAGUUGCCGGAGGCCAGACCAAGUAUUUUUUAUCGAGGUCCCGUGAAAAAUGGAUUCCGAGAAGAAAGGAUGUGCACAAGUCCGCAGGAACUAGGGCGAUGGAUUUUGUGAUAACUGCCCCAAACGGCAAGAGGUCAUCGAAGAAGAUGAGAGGAACAGAUUGUGUUAUCAUGUGA
Messenger RNA from Rhizoctonia solani, 645 nucleotides. RefSeq names its product reovirus sigma C capsid domain-containing protein. The transcript has a single exon. The record is from RefSeq and is a predicted model, not a curated record. The coding region runs from base 1 to 645 and encodes 214 amino acids. Lineage: Eukaryota; Fungi; Basidiomycota; Agaricomycetes; Cantharellales; Ceratobasidiaceae.